CCUCUUAUAAAAGCAGUCUCUUGAAUCUGAAAAUUUUCAGAUUUCUGCAAUCUAAAAAAUACCCUCAAGAGAGAAACAAUGGAGGAAAUUAAAGUUGACAUUAUUAUGAGAAAUAUCAUCAAACCAUCUUCACCAACCCCAGAAAUCCAGAGGAAUUUCAAGCUUUCUCUCAUAGAUCAACUCACACCUGAAAUCUAUGGAGCCACCAUUUUCUUCUACACUCCCAACAACCAUAAUCAAAUCGAAAUCGAAACCACAGAAAUGUCGAAAUCUUUGCAAGAAUCUCUAUCCAGAAUCUUAACCAAGUUCUAUCCCAUGGCAGGUCAGUUCAUAGAUUCAAGCACCAUCGAUUGCAAUGACGAAGGAGCUUACUUUUUCGAUGCAAAAGUCAACUGUACAAUCCAACAAGUAUUAGAAAAACCAGAUCCAAACUUUCUCAAAAAACUCCUACCAACCGAACCCAAAACUGUCGAAUCUUGUUCACGCGCCGUCGCUAUUUUCCAAUUCACGGCCUUUAACUGCGGUGGCGUUUCAAUCAGCGCUUCAAUCUGUCACAAAAUGGGCGAUAUCAGUACCCUUUCAACCUUCCUUCAAGCAUGGUCAUCGGCGACGAUAAACACCGCCGGCGAUGUUCAAACCCCUGAAUUCAUCGGCGGAUCUCUGUUACCCAACAGAAACCUACCGAUCAUGACGAACGCAGGUUUAUCUCGUGGAAAAUGCAGAACCCAGAGACUGGUUUUCAACGGUAGAAAGAUGGCUGCUUUGAGAGCGAGAAUCACCGACGGUCGUCAAGCACCGUCGCGGGUUGAGGCUGCUUUGGCUGUGAUUCUGAAAUCUGCAAUCACAUGUUCUAGAUCUCUUUCUGGGUCGACUAAAGCUGCGAUUUUCUUCCAAACUGUGAAUAUAAGAAACAGAAUGAAUCCUCCUAUUGGGGAAAACUCAAUUGGGAAUCUGUUAUGGCAAUUCCCUGUUUUCAUGGAAGAAAGGGAGAUAAGACUAUACGAAUUGGUUGCUAAGAUGAGGAAAGAAAUGGCGGAUUUCUGCAUCAAUAAAGCUUCGAAAUUGAAAGGACAAGAAGGGUUGAUUGAAGUUAUGAGUAGUAUUGGGAAGUGGGCUAUUCAUUUGUUGACGAACAGAGAUAUUUACCGAUGUUCUAGUUGGUGUCGGACGCCGCUUUAUGAGGCGGCGGACUUUGGUUGGGGAAAACCGGUUUGGGUUAGCAGCGCCGGUCAGGAGAUGAGGAAUGUUAUUAUUUUGGUUGAUACUAAAGAUGGGAGUGGCGUGGAAGCAUGGGUGACGUUGGAUGAGAAAGAAAUGGAUGUCUUUGAGAAAUCUGAUGAGUUGUUGCAAUUUGCUUCUGUAAACCCUAGUUUGAUUUAAUUUAUUGUCUGUUUUUAUUUAAUUAUUGUCUAAAACAAAUUUACCCAUUUGCUUUGUUUGGUUUUUAAGGAAGAAACGUAAAUAAAUAUUGUUUUUCCUA
Messenger RNA from Impatiens glandulifera, 1480 nucleotides. Its product is annotated as acyltransferase Pun1-like. The coding region runs from base 79 to 1380 and encodes 433 amino acids. NCBI's taxonomy places the organism in Eukaryota, Viridiplantae, Streptophyta, Magnoliopsida, Ericales, Balsaminaceae. The record is from RefSeq and is a predicted model, not a curated record. The transcript has a single exon.